AUGGCAACCACCGUGCGCAAGGUUAAGACGGCCUUGUCCUCGCCAAAGGCAUUCAAGGACGCCAUCAGAGCCCCUGACGCCCCGGCCGAGGGCCAUGCGUAUUUCAACGAGGACUUGCUACCCACGCCGCCGGAGGCAAGGACGUGGACCGCACUGCACUUCUUCAGUUACUACCUGACACAGACUUUCUCGUCCGGUUCCUAUAAUCUGGGCGCGACUCUGAUUUCUAUUGGUCUUCAGUGGUGGCAUGGAAUCAUCGCCGCCGUUAUUGGCUCGGCGAUUCUGAGUGUCGUGGUCAUCCUGAACUCCAGGGGUGCGACCCGGUACCAUGUAGGGUUCCCAGUGUAUGUGCGAGCGGCGGGAGGUAUCGGCGGCUCGAAGCUGUUCGUUGCGGUUCGUGCUUCGGUAGCGGUCAUCUACUUUGCAACUCAGAGUUACUAUGGGGGCAUGAUCACAGCCGUCUGCCUCCGAGCCAUCUUCGGCUCGGCGUGGGAGAACAUCCCCAAUACUCUGCCUGCGAGCGCGGGGAUCUCGUCCAAGAACCUCCUGGCCUUUUUCAUCUACUGGAUCAUCCAGUUCCCCGUCAUGUUCCUGCACCCGACGAUCCUGCGCCAUCUGUUCGUCGUCAAGGCCGUGUACACGACGGCCGCGCUCUUCGGCCUGAUGGGUUGGGCGAUCCAGAAGAACGGCGGCAGCAUCGGCAGCUUUAGUUUCGCGGGCCAGGUCACCCUGAGCGGCGCCGCGCUCGUCUGGCCCAUGAUCCAGGCCAUCAACUCGGUCAUGGGAGCCCUGUGCCCCAUCCUGAUCAACCAGCCCGACGUGGCACGCUACGCGACGAAACCCGAGCAGGCGACCUGGUCUCAGGGCACCGGCAUCUUGAUCUCCAAGGUGAUUGUCAUGUUCGUGAGCUGCGCGACCACGAGUGCCAGCACGGGCUUCCUUGGCAAGAGCUAUUGGAAUGUCUGGGACCUGUACGAUGCCAUCCUAACACAGUACUGGUCACCCGCGGCCCGUGCCGGCAUCUUCUUCGUUGCCUUGGGCAUGGUGCUUGCUACGAUUGCCACCAACGCCGGCAGCAACUCAUUGCCGGUGGGUGCCGAUACCAGCGGACUGUGGCCGCGCUGGGUCACCAUUGUCCGAGGCCAGGUUGUCUGCGCCCUACUCGCGCCGCUCUGCGUGCCAUGGAAAAUCAUCGCCAGCGCCACUUCCUUCCUGACCUUCCUAGGCUCGUACACGGUCUUCCUUAUGCCCAUCUGCGGCGUCAUGAUUGUCGACUACUGGGUCCUGCGGCGCGGCAACUUCCACGUCCCGAGCCUGUAUACCAAGGCCAAGGGAACACCAUAUGCCUACACAAACGGGUGGAACCUGCGGGCGGUCGUUGCGUGGGUUGCUGGCGUGGCGUUCACGGUCCAUGGAAUCGCCGGCUCGCUGGACCCCACCGCGGUGAAUCAGGCGAGCAAGAACAUGUACAAGUUGGGCUUUCUGCUCUCCCUUGCUAUGGGAUCUUUCGUGUUCUACAUCCUAAACCUAAUCUGGCCCGUCCCGGUAUACCCGGACGAGCGCGUGGGCGAGGGUCUCAAAACCUUCGAGUUUAUGGCUGAUUCCGAGGGCUUCUUUGCCGGCGAGAGUAUCGAUGGUAUUCGUGGUGUCUUGACGGGAGACGGCGGGAUUGAAGUCGGUGAUACCGACAGCAAGGCUAGGUAUGGAAAGGCGUACGUGGACGAGAAAACGGGGCCUGUCUCUGUCUAA
This is a messenger RNA of Neoarthrinium moseri, 1749 nucleotides long. RefSeq lists its product as uncharacterized. Gene Ontology annotation, molecular function: nucleobase transmembrane transporter activity. NCBI's taxonomy places the organism in Eukaryota, Fungi, Ascomycota, Sordariomycetes, Amphisphaeriales, Apiosporaceae. Gene Ontology annotation, biological process: transmembrane transport; nucleobase transport. The transcript has 2 exons. The coding region runs from base 1 to 1749 and encodes 582 amino acids. Gene Ontology annotation, cellular component: plasma membrane. The record is from RefSeq and is a predicted model, not a curated record.